CAUAGUUUUACUUGUAAAUCAAAAAUAAGUGACUUGAUUGUAAAUUUUUGUGAAAUUGACAAAAUUCCAACAAUACGAUAUGGCUACUAAUUUCAAACCUGUAACUCACUGUUUAUUUGACAUGGAUGGAUUACUUAUUGACACAGAGACUCGAUAUACUGUGGCAUUUAAUCGAGUGGUAAACAAAUAUGGAAAGGAAUUUACGUGGGAACACAAAGCAGCAACGAUGGGAUUACAGACUAAUGACAACUUCAGCAAAAUUAUUGAGAUGCUUGAUCUACCAAUAACUCCAGAAGAAUUCAUUCAACAAGUGUUGCCACACUAUGAAGAGCUUUUUUCUAAAAGCGAAAUGCUUCCAGGAACAGAAAAACUUCUGCGGCAUUUACACAAACACAACAUUCCAAUAGCUUUAGCAACAAGCUCUAGCAAAGCAAGUUAUGAAUUGAAAACUCAAAAUCUUAAACCUAUAUUUGAGCUUUUCCAUCACCGUGUGUGUGGAAGUUCAGAUGAUGAAGUUAAAAAUGGGAAACCGGCUCCAGAUAUUUUUUUGGUCUGUGCUAGUCGAUUUCCAGAUAAACCAGAUCCUGCCAAGUGUCUUGUUUUCGAAGACUCUCCAAAUGGUGUUCAAGGAGCAGUUAGUGCAGGGAUGCAAGUUGUAAUGGUACCUGAUCCAAAUUUACCAAAAAAUUUAACAGAAAAGGCGACUUUAGUUUUAAACAGUAUGGAAGAUUUUAAACCUGAAGUGUUUGGACUUCCAGCAUUUGAUGAUUAACAAAAAUCCGAAUAAAUUAGCAUCAAUUAGUUAUGAUCGUAAAAUUUAAAUUAAAUAAUUGAAUUUAAAAUCGUUCAAAUAAUAUAACAAUGCACAUUUGAGAAGUUAAUUAAAAGUUGUAAUUUAAAACUAGCAACCUUCUUUCUGUCCAAAGAGAAUAUAUUGAAAA
This is a messenger RNA of Chelonus insularis, 941 nucleotides long. Its product is annotated as pseudouridine-5'-phosphatase-like. The transcript is spliced from 4 exons. Gene Ontology annotation, molecular function: phosphatase activity. The coding region runs from base 80 to 772 and encodes 230 amino acids. The record is from RefSeq and is a predicted model, not a curated record. Lineage: Eukaryota; Metazoa; Arthropoda; Insecta; Hymenoptera; Braconidae.